AUGUCUAAUAGCAUUAAUAUUAUUUAAUAACCUUUUAAAGGAGACACUGUUUUUUUAAUGGGAAAUGAAGGAUAAGGAUUAUUAGAUUGUCACAAAAAUAUUUGCGAUCAGUUUGUUUAUAUCCCUUAAUAUACAAAUAAAACAGCUAGUUUAAAUGUGGCUUGUGCUGCCUCAAUUGUUUUUCAUCAUUGGGCUAUGUGGGCUUAGUAUGAAGAAUGCUAACUUUUUGGGGAAAAGUUCUAGCAGGUUAAUAGUGAUAAUAAUAAGGAUGUGAUGGUUUUGGAAGGAAAGAAUGUAUUAUAAUAAGAUGAAGAAGAGGAAGAAAAAAAAGAUAAUGAUGAAGUUGAUAAAUAGCUUUUUUAAUGA
Ichthyophthirius multifiliis is the source of this 366-nucleotide messenger RNA. Its product is annotated as obp33pep like protein, putative. Gene Ontology annotation, molecular function: RNA methyltransferase activity; RNA binding. The record is from RefSeq and is a predicted model, not a curated record. Gene Ontology annotation, biological process: RNA processing. The transcript has a single exon. NCBI's taxonomy places the organism in Eukaryota, Ciliophora, Oligohymenophorea, Hymenostomatida.